Hepatospora eriocheir is the source of this 882-nucleotide messenger RNA. The record is from the annotation of a GenBank genome assembly. Lineage: Eukaryota; Fungi; Microsporidia; Hepatosporidae.
AUGAAGCUUAUAUUGAUCAAUAUGUUGUUAUUAUCUCAAGUUUUAUCAACAAGUUUAUCUUAUGGAACUUUGUUAGACAAUGAAGCUAUCGUUUUGAAAAAUUUAAUAUUUAAAACAGAAAGUAAUAGUUAUGAUUUAAAAAAUAAAUCUUCUAACUAUAUUUAUGAUUCUAUGUCUAUUAAUAAGUUGAAAGAAACAUUAAAAGAUACAGAUAUGUUAUUAUCAAAUAGAGAUUGUUCAACAGAUCAUAAAAGGCGUAAAGUAUUAUUGGUGAUCAAAGAAGAAUUAACUAAUAGGAUUAAAGAAUUUAAAAAGGUGAUUACUGUAGAAUCAUUAGUAACUGAAUCAAACAUUAACACGGAUCAAAUGAUAAAUGUAGGAUUUGAUGAAUAUGAUAAACUAAAAAGAUAUGAAAAUAGACUUGUUGACUAUGAAAAAUAUCCUGGUAAAAGUUAUGAUAAAAUUACAUUUGAUUUGAUUCCAGAAUCAAGAUUUGUAAAUGUAUUACCGUUUUAUAAAAACAAUUUGUAUAAAUUACAAAAUAUUUAUACUCGUUUUAAUAGAAUAUUUAAUGUAAAAAACAUUGUAUAUGUUAAUACUAAUCGUAUACCUUUAAAAGUAAUUAGACUUUCUUGUUUUAUUGAAAAGAAAAUUAAUAUAACUGAAUCUAAUGAUUUGUAUGAAAUAGAUUUAAAUGUUUUUACCGAAGAUUUAAAUAAUUUAAACUUUGAAAGAAAAAAUUUAAAUGAGCUUGUUAUAAAUAAUGAUUGUGUAUAUAAUGGUUUUAUUUUAAGUAACGACUAUUAUGAAUAUCAUAAUUUAUUUAGAUUUUAUUUAAAUAUUGGUGUGUUUUAUGAAACAUAUGAUAGAAUUGAUGAAUAA